GCCACGCGUUAAGACUCCGAGCUGGAGAGUACGUGUCUAAGGGGAGGAGGCGGCGGCGGGGCGGCCGGUGCGGAGCAGCCGAGCGCCGCGGGGACGGGUGUCAGCCCCAGUGCGAGAAGGGGUUUUAAACCGAUCCCGGCCGGACCGGAUUUUACUUCGAGCGGGUUUUAAAGCGGCUGUCGUCCCUCUCGCCUCUGCGGACGGGGCAGCAUGUCCGAAGCGGAGCAGCAGUUGGUGGCCGGUGCCACCCAGAACGGGCACGAAGCGGCCGAGAACGCCGGAGAGCAGCAGGCCGAAACCGGCGGGGCUCCGGCGGCGGCGGCGGGCGCGGCGGCGGCAGCGACGUCAGGAACGGCGGCAGCGGGAGCCGGACCGGCAGCGGGAACAGCGGGGGCGGCUGCCAGCCAGAAUGGAGCCGAAGGCGACCAGAUCAACGCCAGCAAGAACGAGGAGGAUGCGGGGAAGAUGUUUGUUGGUGGUCUCAGCUGGGAUACAAGCAAAAAAGACUUGAAAGAUUACUUCACCAAAUUUGGUGAGGUGACUGACUGUACAAUAAAGAUGGACCCUAACACAGGAAGAUCCAGAGGCUUUGGAUUUAUUCUCUUCAAAGAACCUGGGAGUGUUGAAAAGGUUCUGGAACAGAAAGAACACAGGCUAGAUGGACGACUAAUUGACCCCAAGAAGGCCAUGGCAAUGAAAAAGGAUCCAGUGAAGAAAAUAUUUGUUGGUGGACUGAACCCAGAAGCCACAGAAGAAAAAAUCAGGGAAUACUUUGGAGAGUUUGGAGAGAUUGAAGCAAUUGAACUUCCAAUGGAUCCAAAGACCAACAAGAGGAGGGGGUUUGUCUUCAUCACUUUCAAGGAAGAAGAUCCGGUGAAGAAGGUUUUGGAGAAGAAAUUCCAUAAUGUCAGUGGAAGCAAGUGCGAGAUAAAGGUAGCACAGCCGAAAGAAGUUUACCAGCAGCAACAGUUCAGUAGUGGUGGAGGAAGAGGUAGCUAUGGAGGAAGAGGCAGAGGCGGAAGAGGCGGCGCUCAAAGUCAAAAUUGGAAUCAAGGUUAUGGCAAUUACUGGAACCAGGGUUAUGGGAAUCAAGGAUACGGCUAUCAGCAAGGUUAUGGUGGCUAUGGAGGCUAUGAUUAUUCAGGAUAUGGGUAUUAUGGAUAUGGACCAGGCUAUGAUUACAGUCAAGGCAGUGCAAAUUAUGGGAAGACACCAAGACGUGGUGGUCAUCAGAAUAACUACAAGCCAUAUUGAUCAAACUUAUUCAGGCCUGGCAGUGGUCACAGUUGAUGCCUACAAGCACUGGAUAUUCCACAAGUUGAAGACGGAAUACUGACUUGUUUACCUGAAGAUAAUAGGACUUCGGGGUAUUUCCUCAGAGAAAAUAUAAAUUUUAAUAUAAUUUCAUAAGCUUUGGAGGUUAGCUUGUCUUGUAGCUUCAGUGAUAUCAAACUUCAAGUAGGAGCUAGAUAGAAAGCUGUUUAGUUUUUGCCAGCGUAUGUAAAACAAGACUUUUCUAUCUGCAUUGUAGAUUGUUUGUGGACACUUCCAGAUUCUUGUGCUUUCCGCAGUCAUUCUGAGGACUGAACUCUCAUUGAUACCCAUAGAGGUUCCAUCAACAGGACACGUGCAGGAAUUUGAGUGUAGAAGCCCACAGCGUGGUUUGGAAUAGUGAAUUGCUUUUAGUUUGGAGAUGACUGGGGGAAGAUGGGAAGAGCAACUGUACAUUAAGGGAACAAUUACAGAUCUUCUUCCCCAUGACAUCAAUGAGAGAUUUGCCUUCAACCUUCCACAGAAGAAGAUUUUUAGCUUUAAUUUGGGACAGUAAAGGGGUUUUUCAAAAGCACUAAAAAGACAGUGGGAGCUUGUUCAGCUGCUCCUGAUGCCUUUAAAAACCCCGCCACCAAAAGUGAUAGCUAACAACAUGAAAUGGAAGUAAAUAAAAUGCAUUUUCAUUGCUGUUUUGAGUUACAUAA
Messenger RNA from Melopsittacus undulatus (budgerigar), 1976 nucleotides. RefSeq names its product heterogeneous nuclear ribonucleoprotein A/B (gene HNRNPAB). Lineage: Eukaryota; Metazoa; Chordata; Aves; Psittaciformes; Psittaculidae. Gene Ontology annotation, molecular function: RNA binding. The record is from RefSeq and is a predicted model, not a curated record. The transcript is spliced from 9 exons. Gene Ontology annotation, cellular component: nucleoplasm; chromatin. Bases 211 to 1254 code for a protein of 347 amino acids. Gene Ontology annotation, biological process: regulation of gene expression.